GAGGCGCUGCGCCCCGCCCCGGCCCCGCGGAGCUGCGCGGAGAGGCGCGGAGCAGGGGAUGCUCAGGAUGUCCUUCAAGAAAGAAACACCACUCGCCAAUGCUGCAUUUUGGGCUGCAAGAAAAGGAAACCUGGCUCUCCUCCAGCUGCUGCUGAACAGCGGGCGAGUAGAUGUGGACUGCAAAGACAGUCUUGGCACAACAGCUCUGAUGGUCGCAUCUUACCAUGGCCACAUAGAUUGCGUACGGGAAUUGGUGUUGCAAGGAGCAGAUAUCAAUCUGCAGAGAGAGUCAGGUGCAACUGCUCUGUUCUUUGCUGCACAGCAAGGCCACAAUGACGUGGUGAAGUUUCUCUUUGAAUUUGGUGCUUCCACAGAAUUUAAGAAUAAGGAUGGAGGUACUGCUCUUCUAGCUGCUUGUCAGUACGGGCAUGCAAAGGUAGUGGAAACUCUGUUGAAGCAUGGUGCCAACAUUCACGAUCAGCUUUAUGACGGAGCUUCUGCAAUUUUCUUGGCAGCGCAAGGAGGCUAUCUGGAUGUCAUCCGACUGCUCCUCUCUUCAGGAGCCAAGGUUAACCAGCCACGACAGGUUCCCAUGGAGGUGCUUCACCAAAAGGACGGGACAGCACCCCUGUGGAUCGCGUCGCAGAUGGGUCACAGCGAAGUGGUGCGAGUCAUGCUGCUCCGGGGGGCUGAGCGGGACGCCGCGCGGGAUGAUGGUACAACUGCUUUGCUGAAGGCUGCCAUUAAAGGGUACAACAACGUGAUAGAAGAGCUGCUUAAAUUCUCUCCCACCCUUGGCCUGCUGAAGAAUGGGACCUCUGCUCUCCACGCGGCUGUUCUGAGCGGCAACGUGAGGACAGUAGCGCUGCUGCUGGAAGCAGGAGCAGACCCGUGCCUGAGGAACAAGGCAAACGAGCUGCCAGCAGAACUAACGAAAAAUGAACGCAUCCUCCGACUCCUUCGCACAAAGGAAAAGCAAAGGAAGAGCUAAUGGUGCCCUAUAGCAAAUGUGGUUUGACAGAGCUGUGCCCUGACGAUGCUAUCAUGACAGUAAACCUAGGUUGCCCAAGAAUGUCUUUUUGGAACAGUUUGCAGAACUGAUCAGCCUCUCCAGUAUAUGCUCGUGAACACGUGAAGCACUUGCCAUGGAGUCGCCAUGCCCUCGGGCCUCCAUCUGGCAUCGCUGAACUCAGAAGGACCGCAACAGGAGUAGGGUCUGGCCUGAGAGCAGUGUUUGCCCUGCAGCCCUACAUACGUUCCCAGGUCCCACUGGUGCCAGCACUGACGUUAGCUCCUCCACGCCUGCAGUGUACGCAUCCCCACGCACCCGAGUGCUCCCGCUGUUUCAGAGAUGCGUCCCUCUACUGGCAUGGCCACACGCCUGCAAUGAGUGCCUUGGGGUGCACUCGUGGGUUGGGAGCACUCAGCCUUUGUGCCAAAAGGACGCCCAGGUCUUGCAGCUGUUUGGAGUCAGCUGGUCCCUAUGGUGCUGCUGCCCUCCCUUUGGUGGCAGUGCUGGCUCUGCCGAUUCCUCUGUACCUCCAAGUGCCACACAGGGCUACAGGUGACAUCCUGUCUACAACAUCCCAACAGGAAUGUCCUCCAGCCAGUCCAGGGCUUUGAUAACAUUUUUGUUUCUACAGUACAAAUGCUAUACAAGUAAUCUAUGUUCUGCAUGACCCUGUAUGUUACACUAUGGUUUGGUAUCCACAACUACUAUGCAAUGUACUUGUUCCCAAAGUCUGCGGCAGGAGUUAAGGGAGAAGUGCGCAGUCAUACAGGUGUUUCAACAGCUGGUGAGAGGGUUACAUGUAGCCAUGCUCAAACAGGCCCGUUAAUUAACACAGGCCUGGAAAAUGAACUCUCAGCAGCAAUUUUGGCCUUUGUUGUAGUUGAGAUGCUUAGAAUAAGACAUGCUACUAGUGCCUGUGUGGAGAAGGCAGUGCAAAUUGUUAAGGUUUUGUAAAGAGCUAUGUUAUAACCAUGUUACUGUAAGAUGCUACAUCAAAACCCAGUCAGGGUUUCACAUUAGGUGCAGUAUAAUCAUAUACUAAGUCUUGUUAGACACAAAAACAUUGCAGAUCAUUUUACAUUGAGUCGAGGUAUAAGGUUAGUCAGUACAUAAAUCCAGGGACUUCGUCUGUCUUCAGACCUUGGCAAAUUGCUGAAAAAUUGCUUAAGAUGUUGAGGAGAGAGAAGAUUGAAAGGAGACAUAAAAUGGUCUCUGCUUAAAAAACAUCUGCCUGGGAUUCAGCUGAAUUGUUGCACUUUGCUUCAGUGAGUAAAAAAAUAAAAUAGCGAGUUUAAGAAAAAAAAAUAGUGAGUUUGCACAAAUGAAUGUAGUUUACUGAGAGCAAAUUAGCCAUAUAUAUUGCCAAAUCAUAACGUUAUUAUUCUUCUGAGUAAGUUAGAUAAGAAGUCAGGGUUCUGGUGAAGAGUACAGAACUGGGCAUACCUUUGCUUGCAAGCUGAAAUUACUAUUCAACUUCUAUUCAGCAUUGGAAAGAAAAGCUUUUAAGGUUUCCAACAAUAUAAGACAACACCAGAAAAAUAUCCUUGUUUAGGUAAUUCAUUCUGUUGUAUUUUUCAAUUUAAAAAAUGUUGUGCCUAUCUGAAACUUGCAGACAAACCAUUACAGAACCAAAGAGUUAUGCAAGAUGAGCAGAGGAUGAUUGUAUCCAGGGUUCAAUCCUGUGACAGACUAAAAAAUAUUGAGCACGCAGAAAUCUCAAGAGCCUUACUGGGAACUUAAUUUGCACAGCAUUUUAGGGGACUGGACUCUACGUUCUUUAACAAGCAACGCUGAAGAGGGUAGGCUCAUCCAAAGUCCCCAGUGGGUCAAAGAUGAACAUUUUGCUUUGGAGAAAGCCAGAGGGACUCUAGGAGCCCUGCCACAAUACUGGUCUUUCUCCUUAAAGUUUCUUCAGAUCAACAGCUGGGAACAACAACACGGUUAAAAUACAAGGCCCCUUCAUAGUUGCAAAGGAGGAGGAUAAUCACGGGAAGGACUUCAGUAGCCAGUCACUCUGGGUGAGCAAUAAAUACUAUCAGACAGGCUGUAACAAUCAAUAUCCCUAAAAUGUGGAAGCAUCCAGUGCUGGUGAGGGUCUCCUAUUUCUCUUGAUGUCAGAGCGUAGGGGAGAGGAUAGGGAAAGCCAGCAGUGGCCCUGUGAUGGCUGAAGUGAACAAGCUGGGAGAGCAACCUGCAGCUGUCUAGUAUCCACAGGCAGUCUCUCCUUUCUGCCAGGUACACUUUCUUUUUUUGAAUAGUCUCACCCCAAAAGGGGCAGCAACUCAGCAAAACAGCUUCUUGAACUAUGCCUGCCCAUGGGAAAAUGCUCCCCACCACUUAUAGCAGGACUUUCCAAGUCCUGUUUCCAGCUUCCUCCAUGACUGGCUACCACCAGGGCCUAGGUGAUAGUGCAACCAGUGAGGGACAUCUGGGAUGCCACAUCCCGUACGGGGUAUCUGCUGACCUCCUUCUGAGUAGAUACAGUUACCAGGUCCUCUUUUCUGAUCAAUAUUGGGCUAUAACAGGCGUUUUGUUUAUAAACAGUAUUUGAAAUGUGGAGCCACCACAGGCUGAAGGGAGAGGCCUGUAGUUCCCUCUUGGCUCCCAUUAAUGCUGGGUGAUAGGGCACGCAGGCCUUGGACCAGUGGUGGAGAACUGGCAGCAAAGUCUUUGCCACAUUCAGGCUGGAGUUGAAUCUAGCUUCACCAAGGACACUAUUCAUCCAUGGGAUUUAAAGCACGUUGGAGUUUAAAGCUCCUGUUGGGAGCAUUUGUUUCGUCUCAGAGCCUUUGAGGAGAGGGCUGUUUGUGGCUUUGUGUUCCCAGUGACCAAAAGUGCUUAUUCUACCUGUAGAUGGGCUUGGAAGUUGCAAUAUUGUUCCUCACCAUGCAAUUAAUCUUUUCACAAAGAAACCUUAACAAUUCUUAGUAUUUAUGUAGCCACUGUUAUCUUUAAAGUGCUCAGUAAACACUGCUGUGGUUUGUUUGUUGUUCUGAACUGGAAACCUGCUUUCCAUUCUUGGCCAAAGUGAUUUACUGAUGUCAACAGUAGUUCUUUGCAUAGCUGUAGUGCCUUUUGUGCAAGGCUUUCAGAGUGCUCUGUGGAAGCUCCAAAUCCUAUUGGGCAGGGAAAUAGAUGAUUUCAUACAUACACCAGUGAAACACAGCAACAGCUCAUCUCUUCAUGUUAAUGGGAAAGAGCAAAUUUGGACUAGAAAUUAAGGGGCACCAAAUCUACUUCCUAGAUGGCAGGAUGAACUAGAAUGAGGACAGCAUAACAGGCCCAAAUGUUUUAAUUUCAACAUCCAGGGGCCCAGCCUGCUGCCCUCUCCACCUGGGAUUUAUGGAGGUGCUAUGGGCUGGUGACUUCCCAGAAGCUCCAAGCAAGUACAAAAGAGGUGCAAGAACAAGCUACACAGGAGUAGAGGAAAAGUAUAGAGCACCAUGUCUUUAUUUCAGUGAUACCAAGACAAUGUAAAAUAGGGACAAAUGCAAGGAAAGGCCUGUGGUGCACAAAGAGAACAGGAUCCCACUGGUGAUAUAGUGGUGGUGUAGCCUCAGAGUUCUCAGGUACACGGAGCUCUUCAUUUCAGAUGAUCACUGCUGUGUAGUGUGCAGAGACAGGUAUUUGGUAAUGACACAAAAGGCAACAUUGUACCCCUGACCUAAUGCCUCGCCUUGCACGCACCGUUCUUUCCUUGCAGCAAAGUUGUCUUGCUGGUGGUCCACCUCCCUUUGCUUAGUUUAGAAGACUAAACUAAGACCUAGAGACUAUUCUAGGUUAGUGCACCUGAUCAAACAGCUGCAGGUGACAUUUAAUGCACUUUAACAAUGAUUGUUUGUCUCAAAGUCAGAGCCUAAUCACAAGAAUAAUUUACAUUUUAUUCCCCCACUCAUAGUGACUACUGGGAAAUCUGUAAGUAAACCACGUUUCAUGUUGUCCUGGAAAUUUCAGAACUGUUGUACUGAAAAGGAGGUAGCACAGAAACUGGCCCAUUUGUCCUCCCCUUAAUACAAACACUGAACAAACAUAAAAUACUGCCUUUGUUUGGAACCCGUGUCAUUGUGCCACACUCCUUGAGUGACAAAAUGUUAACGUAUGCUAGGAAUGCAACCAAAGAUCAUAUGCACGGCUCUUUUUUUCCAGCAAGGGAGUGAUGUACUGCAUAUACAAGACUAAAUGGAGUUGUGGCUUCUCACAGAAGCUCUGCAGGAGGUCCUUGCAAAUGUCAUUUUAAUGCUUUCCUGAAUUCUGGUUUCUUUUGACCCGCCCUUUUAUGCAUUUCAUAAAACCUAUACCAACUUAUGUAUUUCAGUGUAAGAUUAAUAUUCUACAGCAGGAACAUUGCUUUGCUGAAACACAUUUUUCCAUACCAUCAUUUCAAUAAAAAUGAAUAUGCUACUCAGAUUAUCUUAACUAUCUGUACACUUCAAUAUGUAUUUGCCUUCUUCUGUAUCCUAUUAUUUCUAUUUGUAGAAUUCCAGAAUUAAUUUUCUAUUCUUGUUAAGACCACUUUAUUCUAUACCACUUGAUUCAUUAGACCAUUAUUUUCCAGGCCUUUACAGAUGAGAUAGCAUUCACAAAACAAACAAAGCCAAUGCCCUGGCUUGAAAAAUAGGAAAAUUUAAUUUAGCAUGACAUAAUGAGGAUGGUUCAGAUCCAGACCUCACUGGCAGACUCCCCUCAACAUUAAUAUCCAUUAAGUCAGAUCUGAAGGAAAGAUUUCAAAAAUGCAAUUUAGGGAACAAAGGAGUAUGACUAUGCUUUUAUUCAGUUAGUCAAACAUGCCUUGGUGGUUCAGUUACUAUUCCUAAAUGUAAAACCGGCCCUUAUGCUGAUGUGACCUGCUUCAGUUUAAAAAAUAAAAAAUAAAGUCUACAUCCUGCUGAUAUGCUUAUGUAAGCAGUGGAUUGUAAUUGUAAUAAAAGGGGAAAAAGGUCUACUAUGAAAACUCUGUUUUUGACCUUGUGUUUGACAUCCCAAUCUUUUUGCCUUAUUACUCCAAUUUUCUGUUGUGAUGAGCUACAUUUCCAAUCGAUGUCAAAAAUUCCUACAGUCGCAACUCAAUAAAAAUCUCCAUCUCUACAGAGAA
Messenger RNA from Oxyura jamaicensis (ruddy duck), 6104 nucleotides. RefSeq names its product ankyrin repeat domain 29 (gene ANKRD29). The transcript is spliced from 11 exons. The record is from RefSeq and is a predicted model, not a curated record. Gene Ontology annotation, molecular function: protein binding. The coding region runs from base 59 to 991 and encodes 310 amino acids. NCBI's taxonomy places the organism in Eukaryota, Metazoa, Chordata, Aves, Anseriformes, Anatidae.